Molecule: messenger RNA, 1479 nt
Organism: Bolinopsis microptera
Lineage: Eukaryota; Metazoa; Ctenophora; Tentaculata; Lobata; Bolinopsidae
Exons: 4
Coding region: 189-701 (170 amino acids)
Source: RefSeq, a predicted model, not a curated record
AAGAAAAAAUACCUUGAUCCGACCCAUAACCGUCUCUUAACAAUUCCAAUCUUGUCCCUAGAAGUUGCCAACAAGAGGCACCUCAAAAGACGGUCGACGCAAAAGCUAAACGGAAACUCAAAGAAAUUGAAGAGUUCGAUAAAAACGUAGCUAAACAAGGAUCUAACAAAGAAAAUACCAAGCAAGAAAUGGUAGUCCCUAAAAAAGAAGAGUACAAAGUGGUAGAAGAAGUAAACACAGACUCCAAGCUACCCCCACUGGUUAAGAAUCAUGAUGACCGGAUAGUUUAUCCUUUCGUUGGAGUUUAUCUAUUCCUUAAAUCAGAUGGUGAGAAUACAGAGCAAAUAGUUGAGAUGGUGGGUGGGGAGGCGGCUGAGAGUCACAGAACAGAGCAGCUGUCACGUGUUACCAUGACAACAACAGUUCUCAACAAACAGUCAUCACAACCUUGGAUUGAGGUGGUACUGCAAGAAAAGGAUUAUAGUAAAAGCACGAGGAAUAUUUUAGAAGGGAAACGUUGGCACGGUUCCAAUGUUCUUUACUCCUGUCACGUUAUAUCCCUUCUUAAUAUGCUUCAGAUGCUGGCUAUCAAUCAUGACAUAGCAGAGAUGUGGGUUACAGAUCAUGAUAAGUACCGACAAGUUGUACCAGAUGAGACUUUAGUUAUUGACGUCAACCCUUACUCUCUACCCGUAGCUUGAACUAAACAACGUGUUACUAACACGUUACUACUCACUGUUAGUUUGUGCUUAAUAAAUUCAUAAUUAAUUGCGUCGAACUGGUGCUUAACUUGUCAUGAUAACCUAACUUGUCACGUGUGAUGUUGGUCACGUGACCAGUGUGAUUGAGUGAUGUUGGUCACGUGACCAGUGUGAUUGAGUGAUAUUGGUCACGUGACCAGUGUGAUUGAGUGAUGUUGGUCACGUGACCAGUGUGAUUGAGUGAUGUUGGUCACGUGACGGAACAAACAAAUUCGGCUGCUUCAGCACAGGAUAUUGCAUCAAAACUGUUCGCUAUUUAUUCCUUGUUAUGUCGUUUUUGGGGUGUAAAAAUAAAGCUGAUAUUUUAACAAAAAGUUCUGAUUUUGUGGCCGAAAUUCUAGAGUGAAAACCAUUUAGUAUCUAAGAUUCAAUGCUAACAUCGUUAUUCAUUUAAAGUUUUAUUUGUACAUAAAGUGUACGCGUAUAAAGUAAAGACGCAUGUUUAUACCUGAAGUAAUAAACUUAUUUUAUUGAUAUUUGAAUUUUCAUUCGUUUUGUAAUUUUUAUUUGAACCUUUCGCCUAAGGUUUUCUUAUUUUGCCUAAAUAUACCUGAUAUUGAUAAAAGUUAAACCUUUCAUAGUUAUAUCCUAGAGACUUCUUUUUAUCAUGCCAGAUUCUUUAUUUGAAUUCCCCGUUAGACUAUACCUACUUUAACGGAUUUGUUAAUAUUACUUUUAGUCAUCGAAAUUAUAUUUUAUCUAUUCUACUAAUCUGAAA